ACAAGUACCAACGGUGGCAUCAAUAACAAGGAAACAUCAUCAAGCACUACUUCAGCUACAUCGUCAAGCACAAAUACAAACACAAAUAUUAAUAGUAGUAGUAGUCAAAAGGGUACUGGAGCAGGAGGUGGAGGAGUAGGAUACGACAAUAUGAAUAUAUCGAUUCUACAGAAGGGCAAGUACCUCAUCGAAGAGGGUAGAGCCUAUGACGAGAAGUGUGACUACCAUAAGGCCUUCCUAUAUUAUACAGAUGGCCUUGAGAAACUGUUACCUCUUUGCAAGAGUAUAGCCUCAAGGGAGUUGAAGAACUACGUUGUAUUCUACAUGGAUCGCGCGGAAUAUCUGAAGAAACAGACAUCAUCGUCAUCAUCGUCAUCGACAGAUGGUGAGCAAAUAGAGACAUUCACAGAGUAUAUAAAUAGAUGUAAUAGUACAAUAGAGAAUAAUACAAACAAGCAGGAUGAGUCAACAACGUCAUCGUCCACCACACCAAUCCCUGCAACUGGAUCAACAGGAUUCUUCUCAUCAUGGUUUGGAGGUGGUGCUGCCAAGACCCAGGCUCAGACUCAGACUCAGACACAUACACAGCAGACUCGUCAACCAGAGUACAUUGAUGUUGAUAAGUGGAGCAUGCCUAGCAACAAAACGCCAACAACAACAACAACUACAACACGAUCGAAUCAAUCAAGCAGCGCUGGCGCGCAACAACAACCACCAGCCCUUCCCGACAUCAAGGGUGUGGACAAGGCCGCGCUGGCGAUCAUCAUGAAUGAGAUUAUGGACAAGAAACAGCCGGUCACAUGGGACGAUGUGGUGGGCCUAGACAAGGUCAAGCAGUCAUUGAUGGAAGCUGUUAUAUUGCCAAGCUUGCGACCGGAUGUGUUCACUGGAUUGCGCUCACCACCAAAAGGACUGCUUCUGUUUGGCCCACCAGGCAACGGAAAGACAAUGAUCGCAAAGGCAGUGGCAUAUGAGUCCAAGGCCACAUUCUUCUCCAUCUCUGCAUCGUCGCUCACAUCAAAGUACGUUGGCGAGGGUGAGAAACUGGUGCGAGCGCUGUUUGCCGUGGCCGGAUACUAUCAGCCAUCGAUCAUAUUCAUAGACGAGGUGGAUGCGUUGCUGACUGAGCGCACAGAGGGCGAGUCGGAUCACACGCGUCGCCUAAAGACCGAGAUACUCAUUCAGUUUGAUGGCGUCAAGACUAAUGGCUCCGAGCGCAUACUGGUUAUGGGCGCCACAAACAGACCUGAGGAGCUGGACGAGGCUGCCCUUCGUCGAUUCGUCAAGCGUAUCUAUGUUGGACUGCCCGAGAAGAGCACACGUCUGGACAUUCUGAAACAUCUACUGCGCGACCAGAAUCACAACAUCACGGCGAGCCAGAUGAACGCCAUUGCCGACGAGACCCAGUUCUACAGUGGCUUCGACUUGAAUGCUCUGUGCAAGGACGCUGCGUACGAGCCGAUCAGACAGCUGGGCAUGGACAUUAAGGACCUCAAGCUCUCACAGAUCAGGGCCAUCACGCGAAAGGACUUUUCCAACUCACUCAAGCAGAUCAGGCCAUCAGUUUCACAAGAUAGUUUAAGAGGCUAUGAACAAUGGAACAAGCAAUAUGGAACUGUAUAA
Molecule: messenger RNA, 1623 nt
Organism: Acytostelium subglobosum LB1
Lineage: Eukaryota; Evosea; Eumycetozoa; Acytosteliales; Acytosteliaceae
Exons: 3
Cellular component (GO): microtubule cytoskeleton
Molecular function (GO): ATP hydrolysis activity; ATP binding
Source: RefSeq, a predicted model, not a curated record